AGCCUCUAGCGGCGCGACGACAGAACCUGUAGUUGUUUAUUUGGUGGGUUACCUUGUGUUCACUGUAUAUUCUCAACCGGCGUUUCUGUGAAAAGUCACUUGCUGCUUCUUAAAACGGGUCGUUUGUAAAGGAAAAAUAUGCCAUCUGAGGAUAAAAAGAAAAAGGCUCAAGCGAAGAAAGAUGCAGUCAAAAAGCGAAAUCAGAAGCAAACGCGGUCAGUAUCAACGGUGUUAGAUAACGAGAGUGAUGUAAAGGCUGAUAAGGAAACCAAUUCUACUUCGCAAAAUGGGUUAUUGUCUCAGUCUUCGAAUCACAAUCAGAUACGUGAUGAUGACUUCGUGGGUAGUGACGAUGAAAAUAAGGAAGUACAUCAGGCGUUGGUUGAAACCUUGGAAUGCCUGGAUCUUGUUAGUGAACGUGUUGCCGCUUAUCGGUCCGUUACUGGAGUCCUAGCUUCUCAUCCUGAGGCUAGAGAUGUGCAGUUUUCAAAUUUAAGUAUCACUUUUCAUGGAAAAGCUUUGUUAGCUGAUACUCGUUUGGAAUUAAACAAUGGUCGAAGAUAUGGAUUGAUUGGCUCAAAUGGUUGUGGCAAAUCUACUCUUCUCGCUGUAAUAGCCAAUGGAGAACUUCCUGUACCACCUCACAUUGAUAUUUUUCUGUUGCAACGUGAAAUGGCACCAACAAACAAAACUGCAUUGGAGUGUGUAAUGGAAGUUGAUGAAGAACGUGUACGUUUAGAACAAGAAGCUGCACAAUUGGCAUUAGAUGAUGAUCCUGAAACACAUGAACGUUUACUAGAGGUUUAUCAACGCUUAGACCAUUUAGAUGCGGAUAAAGCUGAAGCAAAAGCAGCCGAACUUCUUCAUGGUUUAGGAUUUACCGCCGAAAUGCAAAAGAAAGAAGUUCGUCAUUUUAGUGGUGGUUGGCGAAUGAGAAUCGCUUUAGCCCGAGCUUUAUUCGUUCGUCCUGCAUUACUGCUACUGGAUGAACCAACAAAUCAUUUGGAUUUGAAUGCAUGCGUUUGGUUAGAACGUCAACUAGUCAAUUAUCCACGGUGUUUAGUUAUAAUAUCACAUUCACAAGAUUUUUUGAAUGGCGUUUGUAACCACAUUAUUCUGAUGAACAAGCAGAAAUUGACCUAUUUCGGUGGUAACUACGAUCAGUAUGUACGCACUAGGUGCGAGUUGGAGGAAAAUCAAAUGAAGCGGUUCAAAUGGGAACAAGAUCAGAUUGCUUCAAUGAAGGAUUACAUAGCUAGAUUUGGACAUGGAAACAAAAAAAUGGCACGUCAGGCACAGAGCAAAGAGAAAGUUUUACAGAAAAUGGUAGCUGGCGGUUUAGCUGAACGUGUUGAGGGAGAUAAGACUCUGACAUUCUACUUCCCUGACCCUGGAAAAAUACCACCACCUGUUAUUCAAGUUCACCAAGUCAGCUUUCGAUAUGGACCAGAUAAGCCUUGGAUUUAUCGUAACAUUGAUUUGGCCAUCGAUUUAGAUCGUCGCGUUGCUUUAGUCGGCCCGAAUGGUGCAGGGAAAUCAACUUUGUUGAAGUUAGUCGCUGCUGAGGUAGGCAUUAUAGUUAAUCCUUUUAGAUACUUAUUUACACUAUACUACCACAUUUAUUUUGAACUGUGAAUAAAUCAUCAUAGUAUUUUAACAGAUAUUGCAUGCUUCCUGAGUAAAUUUAUUUUGUGCUUAAUUCAUUACAGUUGGAUCCAACUGAUGGUCUUGUUCGCCGACAUUCACAUGUUCGUAUGGGUCGUUAUCAUCAGGUGGGAGACUAUUCAUUUUUACCUUACCUUUAGUUAAAAGUGAAAAUGUGUUUUAGAAAGCAUAAUUAGCAUACUUUAAAAUUGUUAAUAUUUCAUUGCUUUUCGUAGCAUCUACACGAAAUGUUAGAUAUUAAUAUGAGUCCAGUCGAUUGGAUGAUGCAAUGUUAUCCGGAAAUUAAAGAACGUGAUGAUAUGAGAAAAUUACUUGGACGUUACGGUUUGUCAGGGCCUCAACAAGUAUGCCCUAUUCGUACAUUAUCUGAUGGACAAAGAUGUCGGAUUAUAUUUGCGUGGCUUGCUCAAAAAGCUCCUCAUCUUUUGCUACUUGACGAGCCUACAAAUCAUUUAGAUAUUGAAACAAUAGACUCACUAGCUGAAGCUAUCGAUAAUUUCGAAGGUGGUCUACUACUUGUUAGCCAUGACUUUAGGCUAAUAUCUCAGGUAUGUCUUCGAGUUUCCUUUCCGUUUUGAAACUUCAUGCUAGCUUUGACUACAUUCCGUAUAUUAAAUGUAGUUACUUACUUACGCCUGCUACUCCCAAUGGAGCAUAGGUCACCAACCAGCAUUCUCCAACCCAUCAGAUCCACCGUGUUAAUUAAUGAUACUGCCCAAAUAUGUAAAGGUUUUUACAUCUCCCAAAUCGUCUCCGUCAAUUGUGAUUGGAUUGGUGCAUGCUGUAUUGUAUCGGAGAAUCUUGCUUUUCCCUUUGUGUAUAUUGAGAGCUACUGCUGCUCCACUGGUCUUCUUCUCCUGCAUUUGUUGUUGUGUGUGCGAUAGAAGGGCCAGAUCAUCUGCGAAGUCUAGAUCGUCUAGCUGCAUUCUAGAUGUCCACUGUAUCCCAUGCUUCCCCUCAGAUGUUGACGUAUUCAUGAUUCAGUCGAUCAGCAGGAGAAAGAGAAAGAGUGAGAGUAAGCAACCUUGCAUAUCACCGGUCUUCACCUCGAACGAGUCUGUCAAUUGUCCUCCAUGCACGAUUUUGCAGUUUAAUCUAUCAUAGGAAUUCUGUAUGAUAUUGACUAUCUUCUGAGGCAUGUCAUAGUGUCGAAGAAGCUUCCAUAGUGUUGUCCUGUCCACGCUGUCAAAUGCUUUUCCGUAGUCAAUGAAGUUGAUGUAGAGUGAUGAAUUCCAUUCAAUUGAUUGUUCCACAAUGAUCCGUAGAGUUGCGAUUUGGUCUGUACACGAUCUAUCCUUACGGAAUCUUGCCUGUUGGACUCGAAUUUGGGCGUCUACGGAGUCCUUCAUCCUGUUUAACAAUACCCUGUUGAAGACUUUUCCCGGUAUUGAGAGAAGAGUGCUGCCCCUGUAGUUAUCACAGUUGAUGAGAUCGCCUUUCUUCGGUAUUUCGAUCAGAAAUCCUUCUUUCCAUUCUGUUGGUACUUGUUCUUUAUCUCAAUAUUAAAUGUAUUAAUGUAACUUAUUUCCAAAGCGUACUUUUAUAUACUUGACUAUGGGGCCGUAAUGCUUAGUCCUAUGUCAAGCCCAUAUGGAGUUGUCUCACUUGUCUUCUCCGCCUUGCUUCUCUCUCUCUCUCUCCAUCUUUUAUUUCUCCACUUCGUUUCUCUGGUUUUCUGUCUUGAUCAACGAGUGUACGUAAUAUACGUAUCUAAAAUUCAUUCUCGUAUUUAUUCCGUCAUUCACUAAUGCGAACAAAGUUGAAAAUUAUGUACGAGGUUAUCCUGGUUGUAUAUUUCGAUAAUAUCAUCAUAUGAUUACAAAAGUGGACAUUCAGAAUAUGACAUGGAACUAGACACUGCAAGGCAACGGCUAUUUCCCCCCCCCC
Schistosoma guineensis is the source of this 3552-nucleotide messenger RNA. The record is from the annotation of a GenBank genome assembly. Lineage: Eukaryota; Metazoa; Platyhelminthes; Trematoda; Strigeidida; Schistosomatidae.